UUGUCAGAACAGCUGGUGGGGGCUCGUGCGAAGGGGCUCGCGCCGAGCGGUUGGCUGGUCGAUGGGGGAAACAACAACAAGCUAGCAUCAUGAGGGUCCCUGAAACACUGAUCGGGGUCGUUUUUCUCAUCCAAAAGGUGGUGGGAGAGUAUGGCAUGGCCCAUUUCAGUGACAAGGGCAAGAGCAAAGGAAAGGAUUACUGCAUAUUCUUCAACUCGCAGUGGGCUCGUCUACCUCAGGACCUCAAUAAGGCAUCACGUCUUCAGAUCUAUGACCUGACAACAUCGGUCCUGUGCUCGCUCUCUGAAGUCCCGGAGGGAGGCUUCCCAAAUCGCAUCCCCAUGGUGAUGAGAGGCAACUGCACUUUCUACGAGAAAGUCCGACUAGCCCAGCUCAACGGCGCCAAGGGCCUGCUCAUUGUCAGCAAGGACAGACUGACACCACCUGCAGGAAACAAGACUCAGUAUGAGGAGAUCGACAUUCCUGUGGCACUGCUCAGCUACUCUGAUAUGCUCGACAUAAGCAAGACCUUUGGUAAAGGAAGACAGGUUGCCAUGUAUGCACCCAAUGAACCGGUGCUGGACUACAACAUGGUGAUCAUCUUUUUGAUGGCAGUAGGAACAGUUGCCAUUGGAGGUUACUGGGCCGGCAGCAGAGACAGCAAGAAGCGCUACAUGAAGCACAAGCGGGACGACGGUGCGGAGAAGCAGGACGAGGAGACGGUUGACGUCACCCCGAUCAUGAUCUGUGUGUUCGUGGUGAUGUGCUGCAGUAUGCUGGUGCUACUCUACUUUUUCUAUGACCGCCUGGCCAUUUGGGUCAUAGCCAUCUUCUGUGUGGCCUCCUCUGUCGGCCUCCACAGCUGUCUGUGGCCUUUUGUCAGGAGACUCCCGUUCUGCAAGUGCAGGGUCCCGGAGAACAACUUGCCGUACUUGCACAAACGGCCGCAGAUCCGCAUGUUGCUGCUGUCGGCGCUCUGCAUUGGUGUCAGCAUCACCUGGAUGGUGUUUCGCAAUGAAGACCAGUGGGCGUGGGUGUUACAGGACGCCCUGGGGAUCGCCUUCUGUCUCUACAUGCUCAAAACAGUCAGACUCCCCACAUUUAAGGCUUGCACCUUACUACUGUCAGUCCUUUUUGUCUAUGAUGUUUUCUUCGUAUUUAUUACACCCUUCUUAACAAAGAGUGGGGAAAGUAUAAUGGUGGAGGUAGCGGCUGGUCCCUCUGACUCCUCCACACAUGAAAAGCUUCCCAUGGUGCUCAAAGUGCCAAGGUUAAACUCUUCUCCCCUGGCUCUGUGUGACCGGCCCUUCUCCCUCCUGGGUUUUGGUGAUAUCUUAGUACCAGGUCUCUUGGUGGCGUACUGUCACAGGUUUGACAUUUUAACUCAAUCCUCCAGGAUCUACUUUGUGGCCUGUACAAUCGCAUACGGCAUCGGCCUGCUGAUCACCUUUGUGGCCCUGGCCGUGAUGCAGAUGGGUCAGCCGGCCUUGCUCUACCUGGUGCCUUGCACUCUGCUCACCAGCCUCACUGUAGCACUGUGGCGCAGGGAGUUGCCCCAGUUCUGGACUGGAAGUGGAUUUGUGCCUGCCAUAGCGCUCGCACCGAUCAACUGUACACAAACUGCAGCGCCGCAGACAGAGGGGUCCUCGACUAAACCGGAGCCUCAAACCACAGAAGCCACCAGUCAGAGCGAAGACUCACCCCGGCACUCGCCUCAGGAAACGCCGCUAGCCAAGAAAGACGAAGAGGGAAACAAAUCUGACUGACAGGACGUCUAGUACGGCAUUUACCAUUUCACUUCAUGUUUUAUUCGUUGUUGAGGUUUUUUUUUGGUGUCUCAGUCAAUGGACAUUUUAAGUACGGACAUUUAUUUGCACUUGGUGCGAAGGGAAGAGCAGGAGAUCUGUUUUCUGAAUGGCUGGCUCAGCGGGGCACCGGGAUUGGACACGUGAAUUUGAGGCAUUUAAAACUGACAAAACACAUCCGAGUAUUAAAAAAAACCCGCACAGCAGCGGCAGCAACACCUUCUUCUACAUACAGACAACAUGCAGUCUGUACCACCUCUAAAAAGGGAAUGAAAAGAGACAUCUGGAAGCCACACAAGCUGCUGAACAACAGAUACUCCCAUUAAAGCCUGAAGGCCCGGUCACACCAGCGGUUAAAACGGCGACAUUUAACAGCAAAUAUCAAAUAAUUUCAAUGGAAUCUCUGCGGUUAACGGUCAGGGUGAGUUAAAGUCCCCGCUAUCAUAUCCUAUUAGUGGUGUUGCUCCAUACAGUUUUAUUUAACCUCCUCUGAUGAGAAUUCAUCUGCAUCUAAUCUUUUUUUUUUAUAUAUAAAAGGACCAGUGUUUAGGAUUUCGGGGGAUCUAUUGGCACAAACCAUUAAUUAUAUUUUCAUUAGUGUAUCAUCGCCUGAAACUAAGAAUAGACAAAUCAAAGACUGGCUCUAGAAAGGACCUGUCACAUGUUCUCCUACAGGUUUGGGAAGGGAGGGGUGAGUGAAGGUGGUUGCAAUCUGCAAUCUCACCGCUAGCUGCCACUAAAUCCUGCACUCUGGUCCUGUUGUAACAAAAAGAUUUGCAGGUUUCAGGUUCUCAGUUGUGACGAUUUGAGGCUUUUUUUGUCAAACAUGAAGGUAAACUGAAUGUCUUUAUCGUUUCUUUAUCAAAUAAUCAAAAUUAAAAAGGGAUAUUUUCAUUAUUUUCUGACAUUUUUGAGACAAAACGAUCAAGUAUUGGCAGUUGGACAAUCGGCAGAUUUAUCUAUAAAUGCUAGUUGCAACCCUGCACUGUUAGCAAACAACCUUAUGAAUUGAGAGCUUUCUGUCCUCCUUCAGUAAAUCAAAUUAAAUUAAAUUGUGUACAAGCCUAAGAAAUACCAGGGGGGAGUUACAGUCGUCGUUGGUGAUCACAAUGUCACCAAACGUCUAGAACCAAAUAUUUUGCUGUGCCACUUUCUGGUGUGACGGGGCCUUAAAAGGUCUGAAUGUGCUUUUAAAUGAACUUGUUCGUACAUGAAAUGUCGUCUGAAGACCAAAUGUGUUUAUAGCUGUUCCAAACAGCCGCAUGUGAAGAGUUUAAACGGCCUGUUGUCAUAGAGAUACAAUGCUCAAAUGGAGGUAAGGUUUAAGUUGUUGCACUAUUCAUUGUUGGUUUUAGUCCAAUGUUGGGAAGGUGGGUUUGAGACGCUGUUACAGUUCAAUAAAGCACUUCCUUUGAAGCAUACGGAGACUCUUCAGCACACAAAUACACAACCAACCACAUAACAAAGCCUCCAUUACAUCAUAAACACAGAAUAUAAAGUACAGCAGUGAAGAGUUUCACACCCUUUAAAAUGUGGUGCUAUCAUGGUUGUUGACUGAGCCAAAGCCAUUAGAUUCCUUUUUCUUUUUAAACUGAAGCAUUUGUUGUUUUCUCAUCUUACUUUUGGUAUAUUUUGGUUUUGCAUGCUAUGAUUUAGAUUUUUUUUUUGCCCUUUUAUAUAAAAGCAGUGUAUAAUCUAUAGUGCAGACUUUGUGAACAUUGUCGGUGGUGCGACCGCCACAGAUUUGCUCCCCAGUAGUUAAUCAUAUUGUCUUAAGAAUUUGUUUUUCGGCCUUAAAUGUGUCCGUGUCGGGAGGUACAAGCAGAAUGUGUAAAAGUUUCUUUAUAAAGAAAAACAAACUACUGUACUGUACUUUAAAUGAUGACGUGCUGCAGUUUAAUGUGUGAGCGGAGGAGCGUGUGAUGGGUUACCAAUGUUCAUAGAUUAGUUUGUAUGACGCAUUUGCACAAUAUUUUUGAAUUCAUGUGCCGACGGAAGUUGUUGGUUCAUGUCUGUAUAUGUUUAUGUAUAAUCCAUAAAAAAAAAAAAAGGUUUAAAGCAACGGAAACCGAGGUAUCAAUAUAUCCAAUAUUCAUUCAUUUAGUUUUUCUAAGUCACUUCAUUGUCUAAACAGAAUACAUAUUAAGAGAUAUUUCUGAUUCUCAUUCAUUUAUGAUGCCUAUUAUCCAACAUUUCUGUGUAGAAGUUGAGGUCAAAAGGUCAAAUGAGAGCAAGUUUAGUUGUCUGGAUGUGUGCCCUCGCUGAUUUCCAGGAGAUUAUUCAUUCACCAGUAUAGUUUGUUGUCACCAAGUGGUUUUUAAUGCCUCUGUUGAGGAAUACGUAUAAUAAAGAAACAUUGUAUCUGA
Molecule: messenger RNA, 4171 nt
Organism: Dicentrarchus labrax (European seabass)
Lineage: Eukaryota; Metazoa; Chordata; Actinopteri; Moronidae
Gene: sppl2b
Product: signal peptide peptidase-like 2
Exons: 15
Coding region: 90-1766 (558 amino acids)
Biological process (GO): membrane protein proteolysis
Cellular component (GO): lumenal side of endoplasmic reticulum membrane; Golgi-associated vesicle membrane; cytoplasmic side of endoplasmic reticulum membrane
Molecular function (GO): aspartic endopeptidase activity, intramembrane cleaving
Source: RefSeq, a predicted model, not a curated record